This is a messenger RNA of Mustela lutreola (European mink), 2171 nucleotides long. It is a transcript of the gene RNF227, whose product is annotated as ring finger protein 227. The record is from RefSeq and is a predicted model, not a curated record. NCBI's taxonomy places the organism in Eukaryota, Metazoa, Chordata, Mammalia, Carnivora, Mustelidae. The transcript is spliced from 2 exons. The coding region runs from base 77 to 637 and encodes 186 amino acids. Gene Ontology annotation, molecular function: ubiquitin protein ligase activity. Gene Ontology annotation, biological process: protein ubiquitination.
CGGCGCCCGCCCCAGGAGCCGACCCGGGCGCGAGGAGGGCCGGCUCGUUGCGUCGGCCGAGCCCGCGGCGGGUACCAUGCAGCUCCUGGUGAGGGUGCCGUCCGUCCCGGAGCGGGGCGAGCUGGACUGCGCCAUCUGCUACCGGCCCUUCAACCUCGCUGGCCGCGAGCCCCGCCGCCUGCCCGGGACGGCGCGCGCCCGCUGCGGCCACACGCUCUGCACCGCCUGCCUGCGCGAGCUGGCGGCGCGCGGCGACGGCGGCGGGGCGGCCGCGCGCGUGGUGCGCCUGCGCCGCGUCGUCACGUGCCCCUUCUGCCGCGCGCCCACGCCGCUCCCGCGCGGCGGGGUAGUGGAGGUCUCAGUGGACCCAGACUUGUGGUCGCGGCUGGAGGACAGAGCGCGGGCGGAGCGCAAGCCGGAUGAGGCGGGCGGCCCGGUCCCGGGAGGCGGCGACGCCGAGGACGAAGACCAGAGAGAGGAGGGGGUGUUACCCAGGAGCGCGGGCUGGCGCGCGCUCCGGCGGCUGGUGGAGCGGGUGCUGGCGCCCGCGCGCCGCUGGCGGCGGCCGCUGCCUAGCAACGUGCUGUACUGUCCGGAGAUUAAGGACUUGGCUCGCAUGAGCCCCUGCACGCUGUGACCGCGGCGGAAGGAAGGUGGUCGCUGCAUUCUCGAGGCGCGCUGGAGUGCAGGGUUGAGGCCAAGCCACCGCGCGCCCGUCCCGGGAUUGGCUUUUGCAGGAGUUAAGCCUAGGGCAGGAGGGGCCGCCCUAGAAUGGUCCCGGCAACGCGGUGUACUGACUGGGCCAGGCUCGCGUCCUCGGGGGAGAGGCCCCGGGAUGGUGGAGACGGGUCCGCAUUCUCGUGGGAAGGACAGAGAAUGUGUCCUUAGCUGUGAAUGGCUUUUGUCCAGGGCAGCUCUGGCCAUUUGGAACAAUUGGGCCCAUUCUAGCAAUUCUGUGUCAGUGGUUUUAAAUUUUUUUUAAAAAGCUAGGGCGAAGAGGUCGAUUUUUGUGUCCUGUUACUGUCACUUCUAUGGCAUGUUAGCUGAGAAAGAAUAUUUUUCCCCCCCAGGGCUGGUAUGCUCAUCUGCCCAGAAUGGUAGUGUGUUCCUAAAAUUAUUGAGAUGCCUCUGUGCCUCGCUUCAUUUCAGUCUCUCUUCAGCCUGUGAGGGCAGGUAUCAGGGUCCAAAGGGCAUUCAUCUGAGGCAUCUAAUUAGGGCCAACCAGGGAUAGGAAAGCCGUUUGGUAAAGGCAUCACAUUUUAAUCUUUUUUUUUUUUUUUUUAAGAUUUUAUUUAUUUAUGUAUUUGUCAGAGAGAGAGCGCUCACAAGCAGGCAGGCAGAGAGAGAAGCAGGCUCCCUGCUGAGCAAGGAGCCCGAUGUGGGACUUGAUCCCGGACACUGAGACCAUGACCGGAGCUGAAGGCGGUGGCCUAAGCAACUGAGCCACGCAGGCAUCCCUCACAUUUUAAUCUUUUUGAUUUAUCUGUCAUCUUUACAAUCACAUGGAGAAUAUGGUCACGACUGGAAAAAAGAUGUGUAUCCUACAAUUAAUUUUUUUUAAUUUUUUAAUUUUUUUUAAAGCAAGCACUUGAGGGGGCAGGAAGGACAGAAGGAGAGGGAAAGGCGCUCAGGCAGGCACUCCACUGAGCCCGGAGCCUGACCUGGGACUUGAGCUCAUGAUCCUGACUGACACGGUGACCGGAGCUGAAAUCCAGAGUCUGAAGCUUAACCCACUCAGGCACCCCUUAUCUUGCAGUUUUAAGCUUGUGCCCCAUAAUUGGACAUCUCCUGUACCCGGUGCUUUCUAUUUUUAAAUCCUAUAAAUACCUUAGGAGAGUAGAGUAGAGUGCGGGAGCCACAGCCGCAUCACUGGAAUUACAAAAUCUCCAGAUUCCCCUUCAGACUGAGCCUUAACCAGAACCCCGGGCGAUGUGUAGGCAGGUAAACAUCGCAGCGGCACUGACUGCGGUCCUAGACUUGCUAGGACGUCCCCUUCUGUGGGGGCAAUAUUUGGAACAGUUGGUAUAAAGGAUAAAAAUUUCACUGGAGGUUGUAAAGGGACGUUCUGUUACUGAAGAAGUCUGUGUGUGUGUAGUUUAUUUAUUAUGUGACAUUUUCCUGUGUUAAAAAUGUGAAUUUAUGAAAUAUAAACUUCCAUUUUUAUAACCGUA